Anneissia japonica is the source of this 5119-nucleotide messenger RNA. RefSeq names its product tripartite motif-containing protein 3-like. Gene Ontology annotation, biological process: positive regulation of DNA-templated transcription. The coding region runs from base 69 to 2162 and encodes 697 amino acids. Gene Ontology annotation, cellular component: chromatin; nucleoplasm. Gene Ontology annotation, molecular function: ubiquitin-protein transferase activity; protein binding; zinc ion binding. NCBI's taxonomy places the organism in Eukaryota, Metazoa, Echinodermata, Crinoidea, Comatulida, Comatulidae. The record is from RefSeq and is a predicted model, not a curated record. The transcript has a single exon.
UCAUCACCAUCAUUUUCAUUGAUUCAUGAGAGAUAUAAACAGAAACAGAAGGAAUCAAUCCGCUAAAAAUGGCCGCAUCUCUCUCGCAGCUUUCUGUUCUCAGUCAGAUCAGUGAGGAAUUUUUACUCUGUCAAGUGUGUUUCGAAGGAUUCAACAAACCAAAGCUUCUGCCGUGUUUACAUAGUUUUUGUGAGGCCUGUCUCGCUCGGUAUGUAUCGACAAAAGAAGGAACAAUACGAUGCCCGAUGUGCAAGCAAGAUACGGACUUGCCGGAUGUCGGAGUAGGCGGACUUAAAGAUAACUUCUUUAUUCUGAAUCUGUCAGAUGUAUUUACGCCUAAGAAAGACGAAGGACCUUCGAGGAGAGCGAUCUGCACCGGCUGUAAUGGAACAGACGUUGAAGCUAGUUACCGAUGUUUAGAAUGUGUCGAUUUCUUGUGUGAUGAUUGUGCUCCAAAUCACGAUCAUAGAAUAGCUCGAUUUACUAGGCAACAUCACAUCAUCUCGUUCCCACCAUCUCCAGAAAAUAAACCAGGCAGUAAAGAUGACCCAGUCUGCCAAAAGCAUGGCCCAGAACUAGCACGAUUUUACUGUGAAACGUGUGGUGUGCCAAUUUGUAGGGAAUGUGUUCUUGUGGAACAUAAAGACCAUUCUCAUAAUUUCUUAAAGGAUGAGGUUGCAAGACACAAACAUAAGAUAAAUAUACUGUUGCAUGGUGUCAAAGAUAAGAUAACUGAUUUUGAAGAAGCUUUAAGAAAUGUUGAUGAAGCUGAAGCGAAUUUAGAAGCAAACAAAGGCCAGGCAGAAUAUAUCAUUGAUAGGACUGUGGACGAGUACAUCGUGCUACUACGACGUCAGCAACAGGAACUUUGCAAGCGAUUGGCACGAAUUUGCGAAAGCCGUCGCAAGCAGCUGACAGCCCACCGUAAGAGUCUUCAAGGCGCUCUGGAGAAUCUUCUCAGUGGGUUUGAUUUCACGCAAAAGGCACUUGGCCACGGAAGUCAACUCGAUAUGCUUUACAUCAAAGAUGAAGUUAUCGAUCGCCUGCAAGGCUUGUCAACAAUUUCUCCUCAGCAGGACAUGACGAUAGAUCAACUAAGUCAGUUGUAUUUUGUUGCAGAUGAGGCUGUGGUUGAAAAUAGCAUUCCUGUUCUUGGGGAAAUUAGGUGCGGUGAGAGAACAGCAUCAGAUUUUUCGGAGGGCGACACAAAAUCGCUUUGUUCCUAUGAAUCGUCUGAACCUAGCGAACUGCCAAAUUUGGAGUUAGUAUGUCGGUCGCCAAAGCGUUUACCGCCCCCAAGCCCUCUCCGCCACCCGAUCAAAACUAAACUAUUGUACCACCUACGAGAUGAAUCUGGUGAGGCUGGAGAAUUUGAUUGGCCAAGUGGCGUGGCUGUCACAUCAGAUAGCGAAUACAUGGGCAUUAUAGAUCGCGACAACGAUCGCAUUCAGGUAUACAACCGUAAAGGGAAGUUUGAGUGUAAAUUUGGUUCGCGUGGGCGCAAUCCUGGCCAGUUUGAGCUUCCACUGGAUGUUGCGUUUACCCAGGAUGAUGACCCUCUGAUCUAUAUCACCGAUGAGUAUAACCACCGUGUUCAAAUUCUUACCUUGUAUGGAAAAUAUGUAGCACACUUUGGGGAUAACGGUAUGAUGAAACAACCGUAUGGAAUAACCAUUGAUCACAAAGGGCGAAUCAUCGUCACCGAUAUCGGCAAACAUCGUGUGACCAUCCAUGAUCCGGAUGGCCGACUGGUGCAUAGUUUUGGUUCUCGGGGUUCUUCUGAUGAAAAUUUUAAUGAACCACGUUAUGUUGCUGUUUCUCGAGAUAGAAUUGUUGUAUCCGAUCAUUGCAAUCAUUGCGUGAAAGUGUUCAGUAUAGAGGGCAUUCAUCUACAUACAUUCGGAACGUGCGGUUCAGGUAAUGGUCAAUUUAUCGGACCAACAGGUUUAUGUUUCGAUAAGGAUGAUAACAUUCUGGUUGCAGACUGUGCCGAUCGUGUGCAACUCUUUACCACGGAAGGAAUGUUUAUACGUAUGGUACUCUCGGAGGCCGAUGGUAUAAGUGGCCCGCUUGGUAUGGCACUGAGUAAAGAUGGAGAACUUAUAGUCACAAACUUAGGUACCCAUUGUGUUAAUGUUUUUAAAUACUCAGGUUGGGUCUGAGGAAAAAUAUCUCAUGAAAUGACCCUUUAGUCCAAAUGGUUGAUUGGUAACAUAAAUGCUCGAAUAAGCAUCACACCAAACCUAAUAUUUUUUUGUUAAAGUGCCGCAGUGCUUAAUCAAGAGUGUAUAAUAUUACCCUGUGUGUAAUGAAACAGGAAUUUAAAUAUAAUGUAUAUGGUGUUAAAAUGAAUACUGUAAAUCAUACAAUGAAGACACAAGCAUUUCUUUAUAAACGUUUGUUUACGAUGAUAGGACUUAUGAUAGGCCUACUGAACUACGGGAAUACAUGAAAUGGGUAACAUGGGAACUGGCAUGGAAAGCGCUGGCAAUAUUUUUUCAAAGCACCACUCUCAAAUAGGCGCUGCACUGAAGCCUCAACAAAUUUUAUAAGCGUUGCGGCGCUUAUUUAGGCAUUUACGGUUAUUAAUAAUAAUUAACCUUGACAGACUUUAAUCAGUACAGAUUUUUCCUGAAUUCAGAAUUAUGAACGUGCAUUAUUUGCAAUACAAAAACAAGGAAAAUUUUAGCAUCUUAAUAUGCUUGCUCAUGAAACGAAAAUUGAAUUGUUCAAAGUAACAAUAGUACAGUAUUAUAAGAAAUGAAUGAAUACGAUUUUCUUUUACUCUGAUUCUUCCUAUUAGUAACAACAAUCAAGGCUUAAAGUUUUAAUUAAUAUAUUAUUUUUAAGAUGCUAGUAUUACAGAAUAGGAUUGUGAUGUUUUCUUGAAAAUGGUUGUAGUUGUAUAAUAUUAGAACUAAGGAUACCAUAUAUGAAAUUCUUCCAAUAGUUUAAAUUAAAAUUUAUCUCUAAUUUAGGGUAUGAACAGCUGUAAUAGAUUAGUGUCAAAAUGUUGGAAUUUUGUAAUCAAUUAAAAACUGCAUGCCAUGCCAGUGUAAUAUGUGCUUUUCAGUGAAGAACAUGUCAUUUGUAACUUUUAAUAUUUAUAGCUUCACAAACUUGUGCAUAUAAAAGGCAUUCAUGAACAAUCUAAAGAAUUUAAAUCAUAAUAUUUUAAAUAAGUUUAAUUUUUGAGAGAAAUUUGUAGCUAAGAUUAGAAAAAUGUACAGUACCAUAAAGGAAAAAAAAACAUUUAUUUCAGCGUGUUUAGGGGGUGUGGGUGGGGUCUGUUGUUAAAUGUUUAAAAAAAUUGAAUAAAAGCAGAAUAUUUUAAUAUUUUGAUUUCCAAAUGACACCACCUACGUGGAUAUAGCGUUCAUCGCCACGUUCAUCAUUCAACCAAUGUAGGCCUAAUAUAUUGAGUGACUGGAGUUAAAUGGAAAUGUUCAAAGCCACUUGAAUAGCAUGGUAUUCAGUUUCCAUUUCGAAAUGUCAAGUGAUUGCACCAACCUCAUUAUGCGGAAGAGCAUUUCAAAGACAUGCGAAAAUUCUUGCUUUUCCCAAGACUUUGGUUAAUACUGUAUCUUGCCGUAUUUUGUAAUAAAGUAUGGCCUACACAUUUGUGUCAGUGACCUUGAUAUUUUAAAAAUAAUUAUAUGAAAAUCAUCAAAUUUAAAACAUGAACCUUCUGAAGAAUUUAAAUGAAAAACAGUUCACCCUCCAAUUCAGGACCACAUUCCGGACCUAAAAAUGUAGGGUGGUCUCUGUUCGUCUUCAAUUAGAUGGUUAGCUUUCUGUAAAACGAGUAUUAGAGGGGUCUUGAAUUAACAAGAAAGUAUAAUUUUAGAAUAUAUAUUACAGAAUGACAUCGUUUUGAAAUUUUGACAAAAAUUUUAAAUGAUAAAAUAUUCUGUUCUUCACAUGGAAUUUAUUAUCAAUUAAUAAAAUGUAAAUUUAAAUAACCUAAUAUAUUACACCAUGUGGUUGAAGAAUGUGCUUAUUUUCAAUUAAUAUGCUCCGUUCGUUGCUUAUUGAUCUCCGGCUAACUAGUGUCUUCGUAGCGUAGCAAAUGGUUGCAUAUAUUACAUAUGUGUGUGUAACAUUUCAAUAUAGAAUUUCAGUACAAAUUAAAAGAGAUUUUAUGUUCUUUUAUACUGCAAAGGUUUGCUGUAUUAAGGUGAUAAUAUGUGUUGCUUUUACUAUGGACAUACUUAAUCCUACUCCAGGUGCUCAUGUCUAUACAUAUCAAAAGAAUUGUGUGUGUGGGAUUUUGAUUAAUGAAUGAACCAAGCCAUUAUUAAUUUUAUUAUGAAUAACUCAAACUAGUUCUCCUUUGCUUUUGAAUCUAAAUAUUCAAUAUUAAUAUUAAGAUUAAUACCUUUACUGUUAUUGGAAUCAUUGUUGUAUUCGUAAAUCAUUGGGUGAAGGAGUUCUGGUUUAGAAUUACAAUUCAUUUUAUUUAUUACCGUUUUAUCUGUAAACACAUCACUUUACAGUACCGUAAUCUCCUUGUAACAUGCAAGUUGAAAAACAAAUUAGCUACACUCGUUUGUAGUAAACAUCAGUCUGGCUCCUAAUCGCAAAAAUAACAUCAAGAUUUCUUCACCCAAUGCAUUUACGCAAGUAAUCAUGUACAAAAAAUAAAUCAUAAAAUUUACCCUAUAUUUUUUGCUAGUUAUGCAUAUUUAUAUAUUUCUAUGUGAUCUUUAUUUAAUAUCAACAAAUGUAUGAACUGCUUAAAGUUAUUACAAUUAUUAAUAUUAUAUUAAUAUUUCUAUAUUACGUCUAUUAUUCAUUUCUAUAAAUAUAUGUGUAAAAAUAUUAAAGUAUUUGAAAUAUAUGUAUAUUUUUUCUUACUAUAACAUGUUGAUUUUAAAAUUAUAUAUUAAAUUUAUUAUAAUUAUUAAAAUUAAAUAUAAAAUAAAAUUUUAUCAAUACUGUAAUUUUUAUUCCUAUAAAAUAUUCUUGACACUAAGAAAUAAGUGCAAAAUAUGAAAAUAUGUAUAUUUUCCUUACAUAUUUUAGUAUAUAUUUUAGAAGUUUUAUUUAUUUUAUCUAUGUGCAAUUUAUUUGAAUUGAACAUGCAAUCAUUAGCCUUAACAUGUAUGUAUAUAAAUUC